Vitis riparia (riverbank grape) is the source of this 1639-nucleotide messenger RNA. RefSeq names its product probable protein phosphatase 2C 27. The transcript is spliced from 4 exons. Bases 175 to 1242 code for a protein of 355 amino acids. Lineage: Eukaryota; Viridiplantae; Streptophyta; Magnoliopsida; Vitales; Vitaceae. Gene Ontology annotation, biological process: protein dephosphorylation. Gene Ontology annotation, molecular function: cation binding; protein serine/threonine phosphatase activity. The record is from RefSeq and is a predicted model, not a curated record.
GCUCUCUUUCUCUGUAAAACACUCUGUAGAUUUCCAUUUGUGAGGAGCUAUAAAAGAGAGCCACCAUUUGUCUGUCCAAGAAAGAUUUCCAACAUAUUCUGAGAAUCUUCCUCCCACAAUCCCAUUAUUUUUUCAGAGUCUCUCUGCUUCUUCUCAUAACUUGAGCGAUUCACCAUGUGUGUCAAGGACUCUGAACAGGUCUCUGAAGAAAUGGAGAAUUCUAGUCUAAGUGAUCAUGAUGCCACCAAGUUGGGUAAUUCAUUUCCGCUGCAAAGCAUUUCAGAAGAUAAAGUGGCUUCAGACAAAGAACAGAACCUGGUAUCCAUCUUUGUCCCUGCUCUUCGAUCAGGGGAGUGGUCUGAUAUUGGGGGUCGGUCCUAUAUGGAGGACACUCACAUAUGCAUCAGUGACCUGGCUAAGAAGUUCAAUCAUAAUUUGCUUGAUGAGGAAGCUAUAUCCUUCUAUGGUGUAUUUGAUGGGCAUGGAGGAAAUGCUGCAGCGCAGUUUGUCCGUGACCACUUGCCAAGGGUCAUUGUCGAGGACGCUGAUUUCCCCUUAGCACUGGAGAAGGUAGUUAUGAGGUCAUUUAUAGAGACAGAUGCUGAAUUCGCAAAGACAUGCUCUCUUGAGUCUUCCCUGUCUUCUGGCACAACUGCACUUACAGCGAUGAUAUUUGGGAGGUCUUUGCUUGUGGCAAAUGCUGGGGAUUGCCGGGCAGUGCUGUCACGGCUCGGAGUGGCUAUAGAAAUGUCGAAAGAUCACAGGCCAUGCUGCACAAGAGAAAGGAGCAGGAUUGAGUCCCUGGGUGGAUACAUUGAUGAUGGGUAUCUAAAUGGUCAGAUAUCCGUCACCCGUGCGCUUGGUGAUUGGCACCUUGAAGGACUGAAAGAUAUUGGUGAAAGGGGUGGACCCUUGAGUGCUGAACCAGAACUUAAACUGAUGACACUAACCAAAGAACAUGAGUUCUUAAUCAUAGGCAGUGACGGAAUCUGGGAUGUGUUUACGAGCCAAAAUGCAGUAGAUUUUGUCCGGAGGAGACUUCAAGAGCACAACGAUGUGAAGCUAUGCUGCAAGGAAGUAGUUGGGGAAGCAAUUAAGCGUGGAGCAACAGACAAUCUCACGGUUGUGGUAGUGAGUUUUCACUCUGAGCCACCACCUCCAGUGGUGGUACGAAGGGCAAGAGUGACAAGAAGCAUUUCAGCAGAGGGGCUUCAAAAUCUCAAAUCUCUGUUAGAAGGAUAGAUGUUUAUUUCACUUAUUUUUAAGUGAAGGAGAGAACCAAUCGAAUAAUAAUCACGUAGCUAAUAAUUGGAUAUUUGGUAGAGGCCUGCUUGUAUAUACAUUCAUUCGGGAAGUAGAUGAUAGAAACUGCAUCUUCUUUCUUCUUUACCACUGGAGCUCCAUUUGAUUUUCAGAAAGAUGAUGUUUGUAAUGAUGUCUCUCUUGCUGUCUUAUUGACAAUCAAAUGGAGCUUUAGAAUGGUUGAAGGGAGUGGGGGACUUUGAUCUGUAAACGGUUGUGAUUCUAGAACUGUAUGUAUAACCCCUUCUUGGUCAUAUAAAAAUGUGUACAUAUUCAGUAUCCUUCUGAUUGACUGCAUAUUGGUGAGACCCUUUGACAAUAUAAACAUUUUUAUUCC